AUGAUCAAUCACCCGUUAGCUUUAAUUGUGGUAUUCGUAUCAGCUGUGAUGUGUGCUGUAGUAUUGCUCACAAUUUUCUAUUCGCUCAAGCAUCAAUACAAAGUCAGACUGCAAGGAACUGCGAUUCAUAUGGUAUUGGACGGAGGUGGCCAACGAUUAGUCAGAAGAAUCAGAAGUUAUGAAAGAGAGUCGGACGAGGAGGUUGAGCAGCAUAUCCCACUUGAAUUCUAG
This is a messenger RNA of Caenorhabditis briggsae, 231 nucleotides long. Bases 1 to 231 code for a protein of 76 amino acids. The transcript has a single exon. Lineage: Eukaryota; Metazoa; Nematoda; Chromadorea; Rhabditida; Rhabditidae. The record is from RefSeq and is a predicted model, not a curated record.